ACAAAAAAAACCAACCAUUUUUAAACUGUUUAGAGCCAGAAGCAGUCUCAUUCAAUGUCGGCUCUUAUGGCGUUAUGCAGAGCUCGAGCUUCUUCUUCUUUAUUCAACACCAUGAUUCGUCCAGCAUUUCGCUCUUUCUCCACAGGUUUUGCUGAGGCGCAGAACAAAUCAUUGGUGGCGCAAAUGAAAGAAGAGAUGCUCCACAUGGACAUCAACUCAAUGGUAGGCAGUUCCAUGCCACUAGGUAUGAUGCGUAUCGGAACAAUCAUCUACAACAUCGAGGUGAACCCAGGGCAAGGCGCCAAGAUGGUCCGAGCUGCAGGAACCAACGCCAAGAUCCUAAAGGAGCAUGCUUCAGGGAAAUGCUUGCUGAAGCUUCCGUCAGGGGACACCAAGUGGAUCAACGCCAGUUGCCGUGCUACGAUUGGCACAGUGUCGAACCCGUCUAACGGAACCAAGAAGCUGAGGAAAGCAGGACAGAGUAGGUGGUUGGGGAUAAGGCCCACAGUUAGAGGAAUCGCCAAGAAUCCGUGUGAUCAUCCACAUGGUGGAGGUGAAGGAAAAAGCAAAAGUAGUGGAAGCCGAGGUGGGACAUCGGUUACUCCCUGGGGGAAACCGUGCAAAGGCGGUUACAAAUCCGCUAGUGUCAAGAAGAAGAAGAAGAAGCGUUUGGCUGCUGCAGCUGCCAAAAUGUGAAGAACA
Camelina sativa (false flax) is the source of this 702-nucleotide messenger RNA. Its product is annotated as large ribosomal subunit protein uL2my, C-terminal part-like. Gene Ontology annotation, molecular function: structural constituent of ribosome; RNA binding. Gene Ontology annotation, biological process: mitochondrial translation. The record is from RefSeq and is a predicted model, not a curated record. Lineage: Eukaryota; Viridiplantae; Streptophyta; Magnoliopsida; Brassicales; Brassicaceae. Gene Ontology annotation, cellular component: mitochondrial large ribosomal subunit; ribosome.